AAAGCUACUUAAUUUAUAGAUUUCAAUAAUAAUUUAUUAAAAACUCAAGAAGGAAUGCAGAGAAGAAGUGCAGAAUAAUCAACCAAGCAGGUUGAACAAGGAAAUUUUAAAUUUUGAUCAAAAAGGAAAUCAAGGAAAAUGUCUGUGGAAAUUGUACAUCAUCAUCAAAGGCACAUAAUUCCUGAGCGAUCAGAGUUGUUAAUUGGUCACAAGACAAUCAAAUGCAGCGAACAAGGUUGUGAGAGUACGUUCAAAAGUCAGAGUAAUUUGACCUUGCAUCUUUUAAAAAUACAUAAGAAAAAUGUCAGUCUCGCGUUUCGACAUCAAGAUCAAGUCGACUUUUAUUAUUGCCCUGAAGAAGAUUGUGUUUACAAUCGUGCGAGAAAUAUCGAGAAAAACAGAUAUUAUUUUAGUGAAUUGAAACAUUUGAAGCAACAUUUUCGAAAAGUGCACAAAGAAAAGGAAUUCGAGUGUUCAAACUGCAAAAAGGCUUUUCCGGAUGAAAUAACCCUCAAACGACAUGUAAAAGUUUGUGGACAGAAAUUUUAUUGCGGAAUUUGCGGAUCGUCGUAUAAGAGUCAAACAAGUUUGGUUUAUCAUGUCAAGCAAAAAGGGCAUUCUUUCGAAAUGACCGAAUACGAUGCUCUGUUGGAUGUUUAUGGAACAAAAGAUACAGAUGAAAGCAAAGGAAAACCAAGUAAGACGAAGAAAGUGAAAACUCAUCAAGCGAUUCAAACUGAACAAACGAAAAUCAAAACAAAGAAACGUCCCGGAGUAACACAAACAACUCAAACACUCGCGCAAACAAACAAACGCUCAAAAGCAACAAAAGAAACUCCGUCGGAACAAACUCAAAAGUUAGAAGCUGCCUCAACACAAACAUUACCCAUCGAUAUAUUUGAUGAUCCAAUGUUAACGUACGCCGAUAAUUCGUCUCAAACGAGUCAUGAUCUCAUUUCGCACUUUCACAUGGAAACACAAACAGAUCCCAACGCAACAACAAACCUAAUGGAAACUCUCACCGAAUACGAUCCUUUGCUGUUCAACCAUAUGCAUACCCAAACGACAAAUGAACUGCUCGAAGACACUUGCUUCGACAUUCACACUCAAACACAUUUCGAUACUGAAUUCGACUAUUACACGGAUUAUCAGGAACUCGUAUCCACGGAAACGCAAACUUGCAAUCCGCGCAAUAAUUUAUACGCAAAUAACUCGUCGUCAUACACCCAAACUUCGCAAUCCAUUGAAGCACUAAAUCAGAUUGACAUCCACACGCAAACAUGAUAUUUGUGCAGAGAAAGGGAUUUCAAUCUCUUGAACGACUGCUUUUUGUUCGAGUACAACAAUGGAGAUUACAACUUUAAUGAAAAAGCCGAAAGUGAAGAUAAUGAAUUCUAAUUUAAAAGCACAUUAUUUAUUGAUUUUUUUUUAAUUAGUUUUAAUAGUAAAUGAAAUUAUAUUACUCAAUUAGUGUACAUUCCUCGAUAAUAAUUUUCAAAUUAAAAAGAGCUCAAAAAAUUCUUGAAAUGUGGAAAAAUUUUUGACUGAAGUAACAAAAAAUGUUUUAUAUGGAAAAAAUCUCAACGUACAAGUUUCAACUUAAAAUCUUCUUAAAAACAUGAAAAUCUGAUUGUUAACUUUUAAUGAUGUACCAUAAUAA
Molecule: messenger RNA, 1660 nt
Organism: Culicoides brevitarsis
Lineage: Eukaryota; Metazoa; Arthropoda; Insecta; Diptera; Ceratopogonidae
Gene: Asciz
Product: ATM interactor
Exons: 2
Coding region: 139-1284 (381 amino acids)
Biological process (GO): regulation of transcription by RNA polymerase II
Cellular component (GO): nucleus
Molecular function (GO): DNA-binding transcription factor activity, RNA polymerase II-specific; transcription cis-regulatory region binding
Source: RefSeq, a predicted model, not a curated record